Molecule: messenger RNA, 1296 nt
Organism: Aspergillus oryzae RIB40
Lineage: Eukaryota; Fungi; Ascomycota; Eurotiomycetes; Eurotiales; Aspergillaceae
Product: anaphase promoting complex subunit DOC1
Exons: 2
Coding region: 1-1296 (431 amino acids)
Biological process (GO): protein K11-linked ubiquitination; anaphase-promoting complex-dependent catabolic process
Cellular component (GO): anaphase-promoting complex
Source: RefSeq, a predicted model, not a curated record
AUGCCUCGCCAUCAUCUCCUCCGCCGACACCCACACCCCACUGCUCCAGAAGAAUCCCCCUCCGAGUCCACUCAACCACGUCCAAGUAGAUCACGACUGGGCCAACAUGCAGCGGGACAGUCUCAAUUCCAGACACCACCGUCGCAGGGUAUUCCCCAGCUACAUCCUUCAUCGGGACCCAUCGAGCCGGUCGAAUCAGCGCAUCCAGCCGCCGCCGCCCAAGCGGCUCUCUUCUCCCUAUUUGGCCGAGGAGUCGCAGGACGUCCACGGACACAGUUGAUGGAAGACGACGAGGAAGAAGACGACAGUCAAUUCGAAGAUGAAGACGAGCACGACGAAUACAACUCGCAAGAGAACGCAGAUCACGAAGCUCAACUCUCCGAAGAAGACAUGGAGGGGAUAGUCGAGGACGACCUGGAGGUAAUAGACGAAGACGAAGAUGAGAUCAUGCACGAUCGAGCAAGAUCGCCAUCCCCGCUCCCCAGCAACCUCCGCGAAAUCUCCUCUCUCGCUUCAUGGACCGUCUCGACCCAUAAACCCGGCUGUGGCGUCUCGGCCCUACGACACCCCUCGCCGACGCAGUACUGGCAAUCCGACGGCCCCCAGCCGCACACGCUCACUCUGCACUUCUUCAAGCUGGUCGCGGUGGUCAAAAUCCGGGUGUACCUCGACUUUGACCUAGACGAGAGUUACACCCCCACGAAGAUGACGUUUCUCGCCGGUAUGGGCGGGAACGACCUGGUCGAGUUUGCGACGUGGGAAGAUGAGACGCCGUGCGGAUGGGUUGAUGUACCAUUAGAAGGCGUGGGGGGACGAGACGGAGGAUGGGUGCGGAAGAAGCGGCGGAAUCGAGCGCGGAAAGGCGGCAAGGGGAAGUCCUCGGCGUGGCCGGACUAUAUGUUUUCUGAUACGGAGAAUCCGGCGGAGUUCAACCUGGCUGCGUAUGAAGAUGACGAUGAGGAAACUGCUAUCGAAGACGACGAGGACGAUCCGUACGCGGGGAGUGUGCUUAAGGCGAUGGUGAUCCAGAUGCGUGUGAUGGAGAAUCAUCAGAAUGGUAAGGAUACGCAUGUGCGCGGGUUCCAGGUCUUUGCGCGGGAUGAUGAGCGUCGGCGGAUUGGCAAUGCGCCGUCUGCUUCUGCUGAUGGGAGGAUUCGGAGGCACAGUAUGCGGAAGUCGCUUCGUGGGGCGGCGGAUGAUGGGACCGAUGGGCGUGGUGUCCAUGGGGAUACAGACCCGGAUAAGGUUGCUGCUCUGGAAGAGCCGGAUUGGAUGGGGGAGCCUGUCAUUCGGUAG